Molecule: messenger RNA, 1194 nt
Organism: Schistocerca piceifrons (Central American locust)
Lineage: Eukaryota; Metazoa; Arthropoda; Insecta; Orthoptera; Acrididae
Product: protein LLP homolog
Exons: 3
Coding region: 169-564 (131 amino acids)
Biological process (GO): dendrite extension
Cellular component (GO): nucleolus
Molecular function (GO): RNA binding
Source: RefSeq, a predicted model, not a curated record
GCUCGGAACGAUUUGCCAAAGAUAGUACUAGAGAAGCUUUGCCAUCGGAAAUGUGUAUUUGUUUAUGUUUCGCCAGUUCGCCUGCGGUUGAGGUUAUGUUAGAUACAUUCACGUGGUAUAAAAAAAAAAGCUAACGAUUUCCCUUAGGACUACAGCAUUUAACUGAAGAUGGCGAAAAGUUUGCGUAGUAAAUGGAAGAGGAAAAUGAGAGCUGUUAAGAGAGAACGGUAUGGUCAGAAGGAGCUAGCCAGACUUAAGAAUAUUUUAGGCCUUAAUGAUGGAAGCUCAGAUGCCAACAUGGAAAACAUUUCAGAAAUUGUAACAGUGGCAGAUCCUAAAUCAUUGCAAGCGGAACACCCCAGUACUUCUACAUACAGUACACCCCCAGAAGAGGAAAUGGAUCAUGAUAAGAAACGAGUGUACAAUAAGAAAACUCUCAGGGACCAAUAUGGUAACUAUCCUGUGUGGAUGAGUAGUAGAAAGAUAAAAGCAAUUGCAAGCAAAAACAAAAUAACAAAGAAACAAAAGAAGAAGGCUGCUAAGAAAAGGAAGAAGACAAAUUAACAUUAAAUAUCUAGUUGUGAUACAGUUCUAAAUGUGGCAGUUAAGUGUUUCUUGGCAACAUAUGAGCUCUGUGGAUCUAAGACAUAAGUUGAUACAUUGUAUUUUGUAAAAAUACCAUUGUAUAUUUUUUAUUUAAAUAUGUUGGAAUACAUUUAAGUUAAUGAUUUAAAACAUUUGUAAUUGUAGAGUUGUCAUAUAUUGUUAAGCAUUCCGUAAUACCCUGUUUUCAAAAGAGAAGUUCAGUCCAUCCAGGACUUCCUUCUCUAUGUUCUGGGCUUGUGAACAGAAAUGGAAUGCUGCAGCAUGUUAUAACGAUUAUUUACUUGGAGAAGCAGUUUGGCAUAUGUAGCAACCAAAGAAGUGCACAUGUUACCUGUUGUUACUGUUCCCUUAUAAGUGACACUUCUAGUUGAGACAGGUCAGGCAUGUUUGAAAAUAUAAUUUGCUGGAAGUCAGGGACUACAAUCUGCAAUUUGUGAAAUUGUCUAUGCAGCCAUGAGCUUGGCUGGUUAUUUGCAUUUCCAGUCUACCAUACUUGCAACAUCUCUGAAUGAAUCAGUAGUACAAUUAUUACACAUUUCUUAUAGAAGAACACGGAAAUGCAGUGACCAUUUAUGUGAUGAUCUUAAA